Molecule: messenger RNA, 945 nt
Organism: Heterostelium album PN500
Lineage: Eukaryota; Evosea; Eumycetozoa; Acytosteliales; Acytosteliaceae
Exons: 2
Coding region: 1-945 (314 amino acids)
Source: RefSeq, a predicted model, not a curated record
AUGAAGGAUAGUGAUAGUAGUAAUAACUAUAUACCUUGGUUUAUCAAUGUAAAUAAUAGCAAUAAUGAAAAUAACUAUAGUAAUAGCAAUAGCAAUAGUAAUAAAGAUGAUGUAAAUAUAAAUAAUAGUGUUAAAAAUACAGUAUUAUCACCUACGAAAAAAGAUGGUGGUGGUGGUAAUAGUGGUGGUGGUGACAUUUCAAUUCUAUCGUGUUAUAAAUACUAUCAAAGUGUGUUCGAUCAGCUAUCGCAGUCGAUAGCUUUGUGGAAUGGUUACGAUGGGAAUCAAGCGACUGCACUCAAUAGUGUGGCGGUGUGUGUCGAUCGUUUGCAGCUGAUAAUGAACAACGAAAAUCUUCAGAAUCGUCAUUUAAAUACAUUACAGUUCUCUCAUUUCCCUGCUGUGAAUAAGCAACAGCAACAGCAACAUCGACAUGGUGAUGGUGAUGGUGAUGAUGAACAAAUCAUCAAUGAAAUGUUAAUGAACAAACAACAACAACCUAUUAAUCAAGUGAUAAUGAAUGAACUUAAACUAAGACACUGUCAGAGAAUCGAAGAGCUAAUGCGAUCACUCUUGAGAUACAACGAAAGCAAACGAAAGAUAAUCGAAAAGAUGACAUCGCUCGCCUUUGAAUUCCGACAGCACUACAACAAGUACAUAGAGACACCAAUUCUACUCGAUACCAAAUACACCAAACAACUUGAUUUCAAUAGCGGUACACCAUCCGAUCAUCCACUUUCAAAUUUGUAUCAAUGGAUACAUUAUAUAAUACAUAGUUUUAAACAAGAAUUCUUAAGAAAAGAUGAACUAAUAAAGAAAAUAAAUUAUACGAAUCAAGAAGAACUUUCAAAGAUCAUAGAUGACUGGGAUAAUCAAACACUGAUAGACCAACAAAAGGUUAGAGAAUAUCUGUCAUUGGCAAACGGUGCAAUAAAAGAUGAUUAA